AUGACCGCCCUCAAACUUGUCCUAGAAAUAUGUGUCGUAUUUGGAUUUCUUUGGUUGAAGAGUGUAUCAUGUCAAAUGACAGACGCUGUUUGUGAAUCGUCAGCCUGUGAAGAGUGCUUGGUGUCGGAUGCAGACUGUGUUUGGAGUCAAAAGAAAAGGCACUGCAUGACUUCGUGUGAUGGUUUUCCCGACGUCGACUGCUACUUUCCUCGAAUGUUCGGCUCUUCUAACACCGAUCGAGAAGAAAUAUGCUUGGUGGCAGAGGAGCUUCAUGAUGACAACAACAUUUGCUUUCGACAGAAGGACCGAACUAACUGCCUUCGUGACACGGGCUGUGUCUGGCUUGGAAGUGUCGUGGAAGACGGAGAGAAUGAGUUCUUCUGCGUGCUACACCUCGAGUCCACCAACAUGACCCAACAAGAACUGGACAAUUCCUUUUAUUUCGAACAGCAGGUCUUAUCAUCUGCCAACAAGGCAUGGGGUCAAGCCGCCAUGGUUGCCUUGGCGUCGUUCCUGACUGUGGCACUGAUAGAAAUUAGAUCUCAAUAG
This is a messenger RNA of Seminavis robusta, 549 nucleotides long. The record is from the annotation of a GenBank genome assembly. Lineage: Eukaryota; Bacillariophyta; Bacillariophyceae; Naviculales; Naviculaceae.